Molecule: messenger RNA, 322 nt
Organism: Trachymyrmex septentrionalis
Lineage: Eukaryota; Metazoa; Arthropoda; Insecta; Hymenoptera; Formicidae
Exons: 3
Coding region: 17-322 (101 amino acids)
Source: RefSeq, a predicted model, not a curated record
UUUCUAUGUGUUAGAGAUGAGUGGUUCGUUUGCUAGUCAUUUUAUUCGACGAGUCAUUCAAAUUGAAAAGGAGAGAUUAUUGCAUAAACUCUGCCAAAGAAGGGUUUUAAAAUAUGUCGUUUUCACGAGACUGCCAAAAAGACCAAAAAUUUGUGCUGAAGGUACAGGACGACAAGACAACUCGUCUAAUAUUUCAGUGUUAUGUGAGGUACAUUUUGAUGCAAAAAUGAAGAUAGAGAGGAGACAUAAUUAUAUAUUGAUUUAUUACUUUUAUUAUUAUGCAAUUCUAUUCCUCAUUAGUUAUGUUUUGAAUGUAAAGUGA